GUAUGACAUCAGUGGUGUGUUAUUACAGAAUACAUAUGGUUUAUCAUCUCUCUGGAUUCUCGUCAUGAGAAUAUGAUGACUUUCAGAAAUCCUUCCUCUCAUAAACACUUCGGCGGCUACAUGCGCGUAAGAAGCCGGAGGGGAAACUGGCUUGCGGUGGUUUUGCUCCGAAUAUCACGCCGGGAUUUGUUCUUCUGCCUGACCGCUCUCCUCAUAUUCUGCCUGGGCUCUGUGCUAUAUCAGUUAAAAGGAGAAGCACCAAAAAUCCUGCUGGAUGUGGGUUAUUAUCUCGGGAGAUUUGCUGGUGGCCAUGGAUCUUUAGCACCCAGAGCUUUACCUUUCCCAAGUCAGGUUGUGUAUAACAGGGUUGGUAAGUGUGGCAGUCGCACUAUAGUUUUGUUGCUGCGCAUGCUGGCGGACAGACAUCAGUUCACCCUCAUCUCCUCUGAUAUUCACAACAAGACCAGACUCACCAAACGUGAACAGGAAAAUCUAAUAAGAAACAUCAGCACAACUCCUCAGCCGUUUCUCUAUACCCGCCAUGUGCAUUUUCUCAAUUUUAGCAGGUUCAGAACGGAUGAACCUGUGCACAUCAACAUCAUCAGAGACCCCAUCAACCGAUUCCUGUCCAACUAUUUCUUCCGGCGCUUCGGCGACUGGAGGGGAGAAGAGAAUCACGUCGUCCGAACCCCAGGGAUGAAAGACGACGAAAGAUACUUAGACAUCAACACGUGCAUCUUGGAAAGCUACCCUGAAUGCUCCAAUCCCCGUCUCUUUUACAUUAUCCCGUAUUUCUGUGGGCAGCAUCCUCAGUGCAGAGAGCCGGGUUUGUGGGCACUGGAGACGGCCAAGCAGAACGUUCUGGAUCACUACCUGCUGGUAGGAGUGUUGGAGGAACUUGAGGAUGUGCUGCUUCUGUUGGAGAGACUCCUUCCACAUUUCUUCUCUGACGUCUUGAACAUCUACAAAAGUCCAGACUAUAGGAAGCUUGGGAACAUGACGGGCACUGUACGGAAACAAACUCCUAAUCUAGAGGCCCUGCAGGUGCUUUAUGAGCGCAUGGAGUACGAGUACAAAUUCUACAACUUUGUCAAAGCUCAGUUCCACCUCACCAAGCGGAAGAUUGGCCUGAGAUCUGGCCCAAAACCCUCCAGACAUUAUUCCAGUGCGCUUCAGAGGAAAGACCUCCAAGAAGAGCUGGAGGAAGAGGAAACUGAAGACUCACUCGAGUGGACCGGACAGACCUGAGAGAUGCUCUGAGACCCGAUCAGAUACAAUCAACUAGAGUCUAAAAUAACUGAUCAUUCAGGUCCUACUAAACCAUAAAACUGGACAAAGCUUGAAACUCAUGACUUUAUGUUCAUUUAUAAAAAAGAAAAAAUGAUUGCACUGAAUGUUAUCAACAUUCUUAGAUUGUAGAAUAUUUAACAUUUUAAUAACUUGAUCUAUAUAUGAAGAGUUCAGAUGCAAAUGCCUGUAAGUACACCUGACAUUGUUCUUUAAAAUGAGCAUUUCUUUCUGGCUCCUAUGUAUAGGUUUCUAUGUAAGUACUUGUACUUCUGAAUGGGUUGAGGCUGGGAUUUAGCGCAUUUGAAGUGAAAGUACUUGAACAUAUACUAUGUGUGGAGAGCUUUCACUCCGUAUUGUUUUUUUUUGUUUUUUUU
Molecule: messenger RNA, 1664 nt
Organism: Labeo rohita (rohu)
Lineage: Eukaryota; Metazoa; Chordata; Actinopteri; Cypriniformes; Cyprinidae
Product: uronyl 2-sulfotransferase
Exons: 8
Coding region: 73-1248 (391 amino acids)
Cellular component (GO): membrane
Molecular function (GO): sulfotransferase activity
Source: RefSeq, a predicted model, not a curated record